Messenger RNA from Podarcis raffonei (Aeolian wall lizard), 2036 nucleotides. It is a transcript of the gene BIRC7, whose product is annotated as baculoviral IAP repeat containing 7. Gene Ontology annotation, molecular function: ubiquitin protein ligase activity; cysteine-type endopeptidase inhibitor activity involved in apoptotic process. Gene Ontology annotation, biological process: positive regulation of protein ubiquitination; regulation of cell cycle; negative regulation of apoptotic process. The record is from RefSeq and is a predicted model, not a curated record. The transcript is spliced from 8 exons. Gene Ontology annotation, cellular component: cytoplasm; nucleus. The coding region runs from base 488 to 1588 and encodes 366 amino acids. Lineage: Eukaryota; Metazoa; Chordata; Lepidosauria; Squamata; Lacertidae.
GGAUGGCCAGUUGUUCCUUUGACACACAGUGGGCAGGGGGUUGCCGACCCCUUAAGUGUUCGUAUGCCGCUGCUGCCCCAUGGCGUGGCUCGGGCGGUCUCUCCCCGCAGGCAGAAAUCCAACAGGUGCUGCUCGGGCGGCGGCCGUUGGCGCGAGAAGCUUCGCCUGUUGAGUUUCUGUCGGGGAGGAAGCGGCAGCCCCCUCGCCCCGCUUCACGUGUAAUGAGGGGCUCUUCACACGUUGCACCGCGAAGGGAAGAAAGGCGGGCGAGACACGGCAAGCGGCGAUAUUUAAGGAACGGGAGCCAUGACGCAGCCACCGACUUCUGGGUGGAAGGGCAGCGAUUGUACUGCAGCAACUACCAAAUCAGCAGGCUGUAGAAAAACCGGAACCUUGUGCCUGCCUGCUGUUUGGGAGCCUGUGUGGCUUUUCUGAGUUCAAGAGCUUUCCAGAAUUCGCAGGAGGCUGAGCCAGAGAGAGCUAAGGGAUGCAGGCUACUUAUUGGAGGCAGACUGCCAUUGAAAUCAACCAGCUUGUCGAUAAUAUAAUGGCUAAUAUCCUUUCAAUGAAGAGGGACAUGGAAGACAGCUCAUCUGCAAGAGCAUCUAGCAACAGACGUUCCUGGCUGUCCCAGUCCAGCAUGCGAUUUGAGGAGAGGCGCCUACAGACUUUCCAGCAUUGGUCGGAGAGCUUUCCUACUUCCCCAGCUGACCUGGCCGCUGCUGGCUUCUUUUUCAUUGGGCCUGAGGACAGGGUGAAAUGUUUUUGCUGUGGUGGGGUGUUGUUUGACUGGGUUGCUGAGGAUGACCCCAAGGCAGAGCACAAGAAGUUCUUCCCAAGCUGCUCUUUCAUCCAGGGGAAGGAUGUAGGAAACCAAGAAAUGCUUCAGGCUGAGGGCCUCCAGGAUGCUGUGGACGGACAGUUCCUUGGCAUGUUGCAAAACUUAAGCAUGGAAGAGGCCACUGUAGACUUUCAACCAGAAUACCCAGAUAUGGAGACAGAAGGAGAUCGCCUGGUGACUUUUGAAAAUUGGCCAGCUUCUGCUCGGGUGACUCCAGAGUCGCUCGCCAGAGCAGGGUUUUUCUACACAGGCCAGGGGGAUUUUGUGCGAUGUUUCUACUGUGAUGGAGCUUUGAGGAACUGGGAGCGUGGAGAUGACCCAUGGAUGGAGCAUGCUGUUUGGUUUCCAAGGUGUAAAUUCUUGCAGCAGUCCAGAGGGAGUGACUUCAUCAACAGUGUUCAAGAAGCACAUAUCAAUCCUAUACUCCCGGAGGACAACUUACACUGGCCUGAACAACAUCCCACCAGCUCCCAAGAGCCUGCUCAGAGGCAAGCAGAUUCUCAGAGAGUGAGGAGAGAGGCAGAAACAGGACGUCCAAAUGAACCAGAGUCUCCUGUGAGCACGGAGGAGGAGCUGCGCCGGCUGCGGGAGGAGCGCAUGUGCAAAGUGUGCAUGGACAAAGACGUGUCCAUCGUGUUGGUGCCUUGUGGCCAUUUAGUGGUUUGCACAGAAUGCGCUCCUAAUCUAAGACGCUGCCCCAUCUGCCGAGGGGUCAUCCAUGACAGUAUGAAGGCAUUCCUCUCUUGAACUGGGAAGAAUCUUCAGAGGCCAGAUACUUGCUGCUUGAUGGACCCGUUUUGGCCCACAAUGACCCAGCCUGAGGGGACAUCAACUGAAGGAGCUUUGGAAUGGGUGCUGGCACCCCGAGGGACCUCCUUCCCAGCCGAAAUGAUCUUGCAGGACUUCUCCAUGUGUGCUGUUUGGGGCUGUUGGGAAUUCCCUUACAGCAGUAUAAAAAAAGAUCAAGGACAAAAUAAUCCCAAAGGACUUUCUGGUCUGUGAAACUAUUGACUUUUCUCUUUUUUUAAAGGGAUUACUUCAGAUUUGAAAGAUGGUUCCUUCCUUGCUGAUGUAAUGUCUUGGAGCAGAAAACUUUGUCUAGGUUCUUUAGUAACUUGGUGGUUUAUUUCUAUUUUUUUACCACUUAUUUUUUCCUUGGAACAUACUUUGUUUGAAUAAAGGUACCUUUAACCCU